UAGAGCCAGGAAGACCCUGUUCCCCGCAGCAAGGAGGUUGGAGCUCGGAGACAGCAGCUUUAUAUGACAUUUAUUCCAUUCAAGUGUUUGUUUUACUCAAAAUAAAAAUAUAAAUCAAUAUGUGCUACUGCUGUAAGUCUUCGCUGGAUUCAACACUUUAAACUUCUUCAAAUGAUUCCGUCUGACCGCCUCCAUCGAUCAAACACCACAGUCCCCGUUCAUCGUCACACGUUCCCGACGACUUUCCUAUGUUCACCCUCUCCGUUUUACUUUCCUCCUCUAUAUUUGAUGUCAAUACUUAUUAAUUGCCGACGCGAGGUUGACCGAGUGCUGAAUACACUUGCAGAGUUCACAUUAAAAUAAUAAAAACACACCGUUUAUACGAGAAGCGAAUGUUUAAAACGUAUUUAACAUUCAUGAGCCGAAUUUUAAGUUGUACGAAAUUCUUCGUUUUAAAUUCGAUUGUGAGCAAUAAAACGGAAAAUAUCGAGUGUAUCCGUUUAAUAAAAAACGUUAUACGUCCGUAGUGCAGGUUGCAUGGUUACGGACGAGCCCGUUCAGGUAGCCCGAGUUAUUUACAAUACGAUCGGCCGUUGCGAGGCACAAUAGAUUUACGAGCCGUCCGCACUACAUAUCGACAAACAUGUAUUUUCACUGAUGUUAAAUAUACACGACGCAAUAAAGGAUUUCCAGAAAAAACGACUGUUGACGAGAACAUGGACAGGUGUGGUAAGGAAUACAAGCCGAGGCGACCGCAGAAUAUUAUAAGAGUGGAGUCUUCCAAGUACGAAGGCUCAGGGCCGAUACAUAGCAACAGAAAUUACUGGAGCCAGGUUUUUAACGGAUUGACUUCAAACGACAACAAGCCGUUGGAAGAGAAAGAUGUAAAAGUUUUAUCUGAAGUUCUGCCGAAGGAUAUCUGCCAGAAAGUUUGUUCGAUAUUGAACAUAACGCCACAGGACGAAUCGUCGACACCAGAGCACAAACAACGAGUCGAUAAAACACGCAGAGUUGUAAAAGAGCCGCUGCUGUCGCGGAGACAAACAAUCAGCGUACUCAGAGAGUUGGACUCUGACACCGACGUGGAGUGUGUCUCAAGUGAGGAAGAAGUCCCCGAGACAAAUAUCCACAAGGAGUUCCUGAAGAAGCCGGAACGUGAACAGGUGACGUGGGCGACGAGAUACCUCCAGCCAGAGAGAGAUGAACAGAAGACACUCAUCAAGAAAGCCGAUGAUCUCACGGAUAGAAUUGUCCACGACUUCUGUGAUUACAUGAAGCAACUGGGCGGUGAUCACCAAUCACAGCUGUUUACACCGAAAGCUGUGAAGGAACUCUUUCAGAUCGAGUUUGACACUCACGUAGCUCGAAGCCUGAAAGUCGUGCCGAAGGAGAUGCCGACAGUGGAGGAGAGAAUAGCGGACGUCACCGGCAACCAGCAGAAAUCGCGCUUCGCAGCCCUCGGCCGUGAAAUAGCAAAGGACAUAAAAGCGGAGAAGCGUCCUGGUCACUUUAAGGCGUUCAGCCGCAGCGUGCCUCGCAGGGAGCAGUGGCGGGCUCUCUCCAACCACACCAGGGAGAUGUGGCGGUCAGCGAAACACGUGCCCAGGGACCUCGUCACUCUCAAGACGGUGUGGGAGGGAAUCACUAACCUACGAAGCGUGAAGGAGUACUGCCGUUGGAUGAUAGACCAUCCCCAGUAUCGGCGGCCGGAGUAUCUGAACAGUCUGGGGAUGUUCGACUCCGGCGUCCUGGACGCCAGGCUGACCUUCGAGAUGCAGCAGGACAGGUCACCACCCUUGUCUCCGACGGAGGUGCCCGCACCGAUACGACAUUUACGUAAACGCCUCUCCUUACUGGCGGAAACUACAUUUAUAAAACAAUAAUAAAAUACAACACAAUACUUUUUAUAAAACUUACAUGAUGUUAUAUUUUGUUAUAAUAAUAUUUCAAACGAUAAAUUUCUAUGAUAAUUG
Danaus plexippus (monarch butterfly) is the source of this 1973-nucleotide messenger RNA. RefSeq lists its product as uncharacterized. Lineage: Eukaryota; Metazoa; Arthropoda; Insecta; Lepidoptera; Nymphalidae. The record is from RefSeq and is a predicted model, not a curated record. Bases 717 to 1883 code for a protein of 388 amino acids. The transcript is spliced from 9 exons.